AUGGACGGAACGGCGUUUCUUCUCUUCGGCUGGACUAUAAAGUGCUUCAGACCGAUCUUCUCGAGAAGUCUGACGCGAAUCGGGCGGUUCAAUGCGAGACAGAGGACUCCGGUGAGCCCUGAGUUCAGCUGGAACCACACGUGGGUUCCUUCGAUAAAGCAUUCGGGUGGUUCGCAAGUAUUCCAUAGAAAGAUAACAAGAUAAACGAAGCAGGGCACAACGUAUUGCAGGCAUACGAAAGUGGACUGAAUCAUGAUUUUGCGCUGCAGAUCACUCGUUCCUCUCCAACAAUUCUCGUAUUCGGUGGCCAGUUUGAAGGUGAGAGUGGAAAAGAUCAAAAGAAUAAAUGAGACGAAGAAGACGUUGUGGCCGUUCAGAAUUUGUUUUUCGAAAAUAUCAUUCUGCAAGCGAAACAAUUUGAAUGAAACGGAAAAGAGAGAACCUCCAUGUCAUUGAACGGAUAAAUAGAGAAUUCCCGGCGGGAAGAGUUGUAAAGGCAUGGAUCAGUGAGAAAAGCCACGAAAAAAGAGUAGACGACGAUGAAAACAAACAUUGCGGUCACUUUGGUCUGCCUCUGAAAGGAUCGUUCUCGUCUCCACUAUACAGAUGGCUUCACAUCGAAAAACUUCAAAAGACACUUUCUCCUCGUCAUGUCAGCUAACCGAUUCAGUGCUAAAAAGACACUGGCAGUACUUCCAGCUACCCAUUCCACUGAAAAUUUUUUUUAAAUUUUUAAACUGAAUUUUUUCUAUUUUACUACUCGUAAGCGCCUUUCCCGCGAACAUUCCGGACAGGGGAUGAGUACAGAAGACGGCUCCUUUGAAGAGAAGAUAAGCAGGCCAAAUUGACAUCGUGAGCACUUCAAACCAAGCAAUUAUACCUGCAAAAACAGGCACUUCGAUUAGUUCUCCUCACAUAGUUCUCACCUAAAAAGAAGAGAAUCUUGAAGCAGGAAGAUCUCAUGAGAGCGUGGGACCGGAAGGCCCAUAGAACGACGGACGAUGUUAUCUGCAGAUUCGCACAUUUCUCAUCAUUUCCGGAUCAUCCAAGAGGUCAUGAUCCCAUGAAUGCCAAGUGGGCACAAUUAGAACAACGUGACCGUUGCACAUUGACUCCGGGGGAAUGCGUGGGAGCGAUGAGCAAAUAGAUAUUGCACAUGUCUGCCACAGGGAUGAGUUAAUAAGUCAUGACCUCCCCACCGUGAUGAUACUAAUUGUCGCCCACGUGGGAAUUCGCACUUACGAGGAAGAACAUGCCGGCAGCCAGAUUGAUUGUGCCAUACGUCCUGAAGACCCUUCCCUGCUGAUACCACUCAACAAGAGUCCGGUGCCAACAGUGAUAUCUGAACAGGAACGUACUGCCCAUUUUAUCUCAAAAUCUACCUGUACGGCUCACUUCCAAUCAGAUACGAUAUCCAUUCUUGCACAGGAUUUUGUUUCAGAUAGGCCAUUUUAGUAGAAAAAGGAAAGAGCAGAGAGGAAAUGGAAAAGGAAAACAUUUCUAGUGGACCGCUGCGUUCCAAGAACACACAGAUUGUAUCCAAAGCAACCGAGUCCCCGGUGGCCUGUCUAUCGUGUUUUCCCUUUUAUUUAGGAUUACUAUGAUAUCAGAUAUCAAAUCAGACUGAAACUUUGAUGUUUGGUUGAAGCACCUCAAUGCCAUUACAGCUUAGCAGGGAUUCUGAUCGAUAUACAGAGAAGAGAAAACAAUAUUUUUGUGUGUUUUUAUAAUUAAAGCUGGAGCACAAGAUGUUCUUCACUGCUACUUUACAGUUGCUUUUUUUGUGAAAACCAUAAACCAGAUUUGAACGGCCGCCUAUUUAGUUGAGAACGAAGCUCCGUUCUUCCGCCAGCUCGUUCUUUACCACCUGUCCGAUUUUUCAUUAUUUUUAUGAUUUGACAUUGAAAAUUCGCAAUUUCCAGUAGAGUUCAAAUCAUUCUGUUCAAGUAACUUGAACAAAAACAAGCUAAUAUACGCAUUAUUUCAAUUUAAACAACCAAAAAUAUAAAAAUCUUGUGAAAAGUCCACUUGCCGUUAUCAGCUCUCAGUUUGCGCAAAUUCAUCAAAAAAUUGUUUUCAGUAAUGUUCCGUCACGUGGCUCAGAACUUGGGCUCCAGAAGCACGUCCAUUCAAUCAUGUGAGUAAAUCGCAUCUCGUUUUUCUCAGAAAAAUCAUGUUUUCAGGCCGGUUUCUCAGAACUCGUUGGGAGCGCGGGUAUCUCAAGGACCUUUAUCACCGUCGUCAGAUUCUCGGAGCCGAUCCAGCCAUUUCUCGAUCUUCUUAUCCUAACUGGUAAGUUUGAUGGGGGUCUCAGAAACACGAAAGCCAUAUCAUCCCUCUUCUGAAAUUAUGUGUUGUUAUAAUCGGUUCCGCAAACCGAUAAAAUUGUUUUCUACCCCAUAGCAGUUUGGUGCAAGUGCGCAGUCAUCACUGCUCCGCCGAUAAGGCUACUUUCCAAUGGGCUCCCAUCAAAUCGUCGAUCGACAACACAUCGGAGGAUUUCACCGCGAACCAGUCUGAAAUGAAAGCUUUGGUCGACGAUCUAAAAGCGAAAAUCGCUAAGAUCGAAGAGGCUGGAGGCGAGAAAGCGGUAAAACUGCACAGGAGUCGUGGAAAGAUGCUUGCAAGAGAAAGAAUCGACGGACUCGUCGACUCAGGAUCUCCGUUCAUCGAGUUUAGUCAGCUCGCAGGUUACGAGGUGAAUAUCGUGUCGAAUUUGUAUUAAACCUCUGACAUUACCAGAUGUACGGCCGCGAACAAGUUCCGUCUGGCGGAAUUCUCACCGGAAUCGGAAUAGUCUCGGGACGUGUGUGCGUGAUUGUCGCCAACGACGCCACUGUCAAGGGAGGAACCUACUAUCCAAUCACCGUGAAGAAGCAUCUGCGUGCUCAGGAAAUCGCCCGCGAAAACAACCUUCCGUGCAUUUACCUCGUCGAUUCCGGAGGUGCCAAUCUUCCGCGUCAAGCUGAUAUCUUCGCUGAUAACCAGCACUUCGGUCGAAUCUUCUACAAUCAGGCGACAAUGAGCAGUCAGGGAAUUCCGCAGUUAGCUGUUGUCAUGGGAAGUUGUACUGCUGGAGGAGCCUACGUGCCCGCAAUGUCUGAUCAGGCCAUUAUUGUGAAGGGAACAGGAACCGUCUUCCUCGGUGGACCGCCACUCGUCAAGGCAGCGACUGGAGAAGAGAUCUCGGCUGAAGAGCUUGGAGGAGCUGAUUUGCAUUGUGGAGAGUCUGGUGUGACCGACUACUAUGCGGUCAAUGACUCGCACGCAUUGUACCUGGCGAGAAGCUGCAUUGCUGGACUUCCCCCGGUUGAAGAACAGAUGACCUUCAACCCUAAUGGUAAGAACAGAAAAUAAAUGUUUCUUGCAUUACAUUUAUUCAGCCGAUAAGCCGCUGUAUCCGGCUGAGGAAAUUUACGGAAUUGUCGGAUCGAACCUGAAGAAAACGUACGAUGCUCGCGAAGUCAUCGCUCGCAUCGUCGAUGGAUCCAGAUUCCACGAGUUCAAAGAGCGUUACGGAGAGACCCUCGUCACCGGAUUCGCCACUAUUUACGGACAGCGUGUCGGAAUUCUGGCGAACAACGGAGUUCUGUUCGCUGAGAGUGCUAUGAAGGGCGCUCAUUUUAUCGAGCUGUGUUGCCAACGGAAGAUUCCACUUCUCUUCCUCCAGAAUAUCACCGGAUUCAUGGUCAGUUUAUAAACUGGGGAAAAACAGAAACAAAGUGUGUUUUCAGGUGGGAAGAGAUGCUGAAGCCGGCGGAAUUGCCAAGCACGGAGCCAAAUUGGUGACUGCCGUCGCUUGCGCCAAUGUUCCAAAGAUCACUGUGCUCGUGGGAGGAUCCUACGGAGCUGGAAACUAUGGAAUGUGUGGAAGAGCAUACAGCCCGAGGUGGAGCCGAGCAUGUGGAGCAUGACUCUAAUCUAUUCAUUUCAGAUACGUUUUCAUGUGGCCAAACUCUCGCAUUUCAGUUAUGGGCGGAGAACAGGCAGCCAACGUUCUUUCGACCGUUCAGAAAGAGAAAAAGAAGCGCGAGGGGGCCGAAUGGACUGACCAACAGGAUCUGGAACUCAGAAAGCCUGUGGAGGAGAAGUUCGAGAAAGAAGGACAUCCUUACUUUGCCUCGGCCCGUCUUUGGGAUGAUGGGGUCAUCGACCCGAAAGACACCCGAAAGGCAUGUUCAUGAAAUGCUUCAUUACCUUCAUUUUAACCUUUCAGGUGCUUGGACUCGCUUUCCAGUCUACUCUUCAGAAACCUAUUUCAGACACCAAAUUCGGUGUUUUCCGAAUGUAACUCAGGCUCCUCUUCAUGUGUUUUGUUGUGAGAUUUUACGGAUUUGAUCUUCUCAUUUGUAGAGCUUAUUUCGUCCGAAGAUGAUAAUAGUAUGUAGACUAGUAAUGAUUUCUGCCUAAUCUCUCGCGUGCCUUUCUGUUUUAGGAAUUAUUGUAGACAUCGAAUAAAUAAAGUUGCAUUUAUGUUUUCCUUGCUCGUUCACUUAUAUUUAUUUGUUGAGCACAGCACCACCAGAAAAGGGAUGAAAAAUGGCUUUCGUGUGGGAAACAUGGGCGGGAUUGGAUGAGAUUUCCAGCAAAUUCGAUUAUUUCAGGGAUUACAACAGCGAAAUAUACGCAUUCGGACACAGAAUCGGCGCUCCGGAAAUCACUGAAACUGAAUAUAUCAAGGUGAGGAAGUGAAACGAGUUCUUCGAAAACGAAAGACGUUACAGGCACUGACGGAUCAGUCAUUCUUCGAAAGAGCUGACGUGGAAGACCACGUGGAAAUCGCUCAACCGGGAGCCGAAGUAGGAACGGAGCACAACGCGGAGCUCGUGGAACAAGGCCAGAAGAAGUUGUCCACGUGGCUGAAGAGAUAUUUGAGAUUCCAUUUGUCGCAAGCUCCGGAAGAACUAAUCGAAGCGAUCGAUUCGCAUCUCCUUGCGAAUGAGUGCCUCACUGAGAUUGCCAAUCAUCUCGGUCUGUUCUAUUUUUCCAUAUUGCCCCAAUAACACAUUUUCGCAGGAAUUGAUCAUUUGGUGCGAACUAAAGAAUUCCCAGUGAGCCAACAAUCGUGCGCCGACGCCUUCCGAGCUCUUGCCGGAGUGUUUUCCGAUGAGAAAGUCAAAAAUCUCGUCAUCGAUUUCAUAGUUCCACAACUCGUUGAUAUUGAUUUCGCAGGUAGCAAACCCAUUAAUGGCUGAACAACUCACAGAAACUGUUAAGACAUUUACCCGCUCGCUGAUCCGAUGGCUGUUCUGACCGAUCUUCUCAUAGCUGAAGGGGUCAAAGCCGUCGAACCACGUCUUCUUCGCUCUGCUGGAGAGAACAGCGCCGAGCCUAUUUACGUCGUCGGAAUCUAUGCGGACCAGCUGAAGAACGUGGGACAAAGCGCCGGAGAAACUCUGACGAUCGCUGUCGAUAUGGCCGCAAGAGAAGCACUUCUCAGAAUCUGGAACAUCACUUCUGACAGGUUACUUCUAGAAUCCAGAAAAAAGGAAUAGGAUGAUCUUUUGCAGAGUGCUCUUCUUCGGAGAUCGUGCCGCAAAUGUGCCUUUGGAGCAGUUCUCGAAGCCAAACUACAGAUUGGAGAAGAAGUGCACACCAGGGUAAUAACUGACUAUUCUCCCGAGCUCUAUUUUGACAGUAUGAAAUUCAGAACGAAUAUCCGUUUGAUUGAAGACGCACACCAAGAGGAAGCCCCCACGAAUCUCAUCGAAGCAGUUCUGCGGUACCGAAACGUCGUCGAUGCAGAAGUCGGCAAGAGUUACACGAAGCGACUGCGCCACAAGUUCUCGCGCGGAUCCCUCGCCAAACGUUCCUUCAGAUACCUCGUCAAGCCAAAGCCGUACACUGUCGCCUAA
Molecule: messenger RNA, 5855 nt
Organism: Caenorhabditis sp. 36 PRJEB53466
Lineage: Eukaryota; Metazoa; Nematoda; Chromadorea; Rhabditida; Rhabditidae
Source: the annotation of a GenBank genome assembly